This is a messenger RNA of Caenorhabditis sp. 36 PRJEB53466, 772 nucleotides long. The record is from the annotation of a GenBank genome assembly. NCBI's taxonomy places the organism in Eukaryota, Metazoa, Nematoda, Chromadorea, Rhabditida, Rhabditidae.
AUGUUCCGUCGUCUUUUGCUUCUCGCCUCGUUACUCUGCGUGGCGUACUCUUGGUGCACGCCGUUCGUCGCUUGUAACCAGACUGUCGUAAGUGUAUAAAGUCUUUUCUGGUAACGACGUCUACAUUUUCAGUAUGGAGACUUCAGCGAUCCAGAGAGCGGAAUGAAGAUUGUCCUUCUGGGACGUCCAUUCCAGAAGAACGACGAACUUCUUAUCACGGGAGAGUUUUACAACAACGGCUCGGAUGUGAUGGAUGAUGCCACGUACGAGUCUUCUUGAGUUUUAACGAAUCGUGUUGUUCAGAUUCUCGGUCGGCUUGUCGAAGGGACUGAUUAUGCACCAACUAGGGGAGGAUCCAAAACAGUAUUUGUUAACAACCACACUGGGAGCCAAUGCUACGGCUAUGAACGUCACGGGACUCUUGAAAUACACACUGUCUACAUUUAACUACGGCGUCAAAUCAAUUCCGCAACCAGUAUUAUCUUGUGCAGAACCGUUUGUUUUCAAACUCAAGUACUGUUAUAACAGUAGAGGAAAUCAAAACAUGUAUGCACAUUUAGAAGCGUUGAUGGGUUCGGUUUUGCCUUUGGAAAUGGAACAGUCUAUGCAGGAAAAGUUCCGUCUCAGUAUCCAAAGAACAUCAGUUCACAAUCAGUAUUCUUCAACGGACAAUUCAAAACGUCCAAAAUGGAACUGUAAGUUCAUAGAACAUCCAUCAAAAUCAAUUGAAUCAAAUGAUUCUUUUUCCCUUUCUAGGAGGUGCAUUGACUGA